AUGGCGGACAGUCUGAGCUCUCGCAGUUCCUUCCUUAUCACCGUGGAAGUAACCUCACUCGUAAUUUUGAACGUUCUGUCCGUAGCAGGAAAUAUCUUGGUUUGUAUGUCCGUUUACAAGAACGUACGAUUACGCACAACAACCAAUCUGUAUAUCAUCGCCUUGGCUGCAAGUGAUCUCCUCUCUGCGGUCUUUGUAAUGCCUAUUGGUAUUGGUGUGCUUAUUACUGGCGAAUGGAUCUUCGGCGAAGCAAUCUGUCAACUUCACGCCUUCUUCAGUCUGUUUGUCAUCUACAUUUCUCCGGUGACUAUGGGUUUAACAGCAGUUAACAGAUACGUCAGGAUAUGCAGGUCAACCCAGCAAUACGACAGACUUUUUUCAGCGAGAAAGUCACGUUUGUUGUUGGCUAUCGUUUGGUUUUCUGUUGCUUGCUACACAGUAGUCCCUCGCCUGGCUGGUCUUCAAGCGUACGAAUUUGUACCAGGCUACGCUCAGUGCUCCAUUGCUCAUCUCAGCGAGAUAGGAAAAACGAUCCAUUACAGCAUUGUCCUCAUUUGCUUUUUUUUAACCCCGCUCAUAGCUACUCUUUUUAGCUACAAAAGGGUCGCGGAAGUGAUCCGUCAACACAACAUCAACGCAUCAUCGUCCAUUAGCUCACAUGAGAUUAAGAUCAGCAAAUCUCUCUUUGCAGUGGUGUUUGCAUUCAUGAUAUGCUGGAUCCCUUUUUGGAUUAUCGUUGUCUUACGGCGCUUCAAGUUCGUUGCGACGAUGCCGCGAAGUGUUGAACUUCUCUGCAUGUUUCUCCUCUACCUGUCCAACACAAUAAAUCCCUUUAUUUACGCCGGAAUGAAUCCUGUAUUCAAAAAAGAAUUUCGAAAUCUCCUCUGCUGCGGGCGAAAUCGCCGUGAAUUUGCCAUUUCAUUUUCCAGUAGAAAAGAGAUGUCAACUGAUGAGGUUUAGAUCCUAUCUCUGUACAUGCGAAAUCUUUUUGCAAACGGAAUCUUGAGACUUGUGACGCUUUUCCGAAGCAGGAAAAUGGAGGGAUAAAAUCUAUUUCUCCUCAUCGUCUCUGCUUACGUUUAUCUUCCAUUUAAAAGUUUUUUAAUAUCUUUAUUGCUAUUUGCAAUCUUAGUUUACAGUUUAUGACGAAAAGUUUUGGAAUGCUUUUCUUUGACUUAUGCCCUUUUUGACGUCAUCAAGGCAAUGUGACGUUUUAUUUUGUUCAAAUUAGAAAAAUCCACGGUAGAGAAUAAUCAUCCAUAUUGGGGAUGUGGUGUCCUUUUAGAAGAUUUUUUAAGGUGUUCGUCAACAGAGACGUUUCUAUGGCAACCGAUUUUUGCAGUCGUGCUUUCAAACAUUUGCACUUUUUACUUAAAUAGCUGCGGGCGAAAUCGUGAAUUUGCCGUUUCAUUUUCCAGUAGAAAAGAGAUGUCAACUGAUGAGGUUUAGAUCCUUUCUAUGUACAUGCGAAAGCUUUUUGUAGGCGGAAUCUUGAGACAUGUGACGCUUUUCCGAAGCAGAAAAAUGGAGGGAUGAAAUCUAUUUCUCCUCACUGUCUCUGCUUACGUUCUUCUUCCAUUUAAAUGUUUUUUAAUUUCUUUUUUGUUAUUUACAAUCUUAGUUUACAGUUUAUGACGAAAAGUUUUGGAAUGCUUUUCUUUGACUUAUCCCCUUUUUGACGUCAUCAAGGCAACGUGGCGUUUUACUUUGUUCAAGCUAGAAGAAUCCACGGUAGAGAGUAAUCACCCAUAUUGGGGAGGUUGUGUCCUUUUAGAAGUUUUUUUAAGGUGUUCGUCAACAGAGACGUUUCUAUGGCAACCGAUUUUUGGAGUCAUGCUUUGAAAGAUUUGCAUUUUUUACUUAAAUACGUCGUAUUUCAAGGUUUCCUUAUUAAUCUAUUAGCUUACAUACUUUUAAUUUACUAUAUUUAUUAUAACCGUAACGUAAUUUUGACGUUACAGGAUUGAUUUAAAACGGCAAAACUGCGCAUGUUAGAGUUAGGUUGAGUUGACAUGUCAACUGAGUUGUGUUAUUUUGCUUUUGUGACAAAUGCCUUUAUGUGUAUAUGAAAUAAAUCAUAUGUGAGAACUGCGGGAAAGUUGCUUUUGUUGUUGUCUAUCGUUUGGUUUUCAGUUGCUUGCUACGCAGUAGUUCCUCGCCUGGCUGGUCUUCAAGCGUACGAAUUUGUACCAGGGUACGCUCAGUGCUCCAUUGGUCAUCUCAUCAAGAUAGGAAAAACGAUCAAUUACAGCAUUGUUCUUAUUUUCUUUUUAACCCCGCUCAUAACUACUCUUUUUAGCUACACAAGGGUCGCAAAAGUGAUCCGACAACACAACAUCAAUGCGUUAUCGUUCCUCAUUUUACAUGAGAUCAAUCUCAGUAAAUCUCUUUUCGCAAUUGUGUUUGCGUUCAUGAUUUGCUGGAUCCCAUUUUGGGUUAUCGUUGUUUUACGGCGCUUCCGUCUCGUUGCGAUGAUGCCACAAAACGUUGAACUACUUUGCAUGUUUUUCCUCUAUCUAUCAAACACAAUAAGUCCGUUUAUUUAUUAUAUACAUACUGAGAAAUACUCACCAAAAAGCUAUGUCGUAAAUUUUCGUACGCAAAUCAGUUCUAGCCAAUCAGAGGAGCGAACGAUGGUUUUCACUCGUGAAAAAAAUGAUACGUCCAAUCAGAAUCGCGAACGAUGUUUUUUCACGUGUGAGAAAAAUGAUACGUCCAAUCAGAAGCCACAGAGGUGUGUGAGUUUCGCGCCAAAAUUCCCGCCUUUUAUUGCAGCUUGCAGCGCCGUUUCGCACACAUUCAACGAGAAAAGUUUUACUCAAAGAGUUUUUCUCGCUAAAAAAGUGAAAAACAUUCGGAAAUGGAGUGGAAUAGUUUCGUUUGUUUCGCUGUCGAUAAAGAAAACGGUAGAGAGCAAGCGAAACAACAGCGGAAAGGGAAAAAAAGAACGAGACGUAAGCUUUUGUUGUGCUUUUUGUCGGAGCUACUUUGCCUUUCAUUUAAGCUUAAGAUUAUAUUGAAACCGGCCAUUUUACUUAAAUUCACUCAUUUUCAAUUGUUCAUUGAGAACAAACAGUUAAGAUUACUUAUAGUUCUUGGAUUACCUCAUAUCCUUACCGUCAUUUAUGUUUUUAACAAACGUGUUUACUAAAAAGCUGAUACUUCGUUUGCGUUGUCAUUUUGCGGUAAGUGUGUAGCGGUAAAUUUUAGCAUUUUUGAAAGAUUUAAAAUAAAAAGGCCACCAAAAUGAUGAAUGUCUCAGUAUGUUUAUCAUAAACACAAUACCACAUGGAAAGUGCUUUGUACUGUAUUUACGCACUCGUUGUUUUUGUAUCAGAAAUCUUACUCGUUCGCUGCGCUCACUCGUUCGAUUUCUGAUACGUCAACAACUCGUGCGUAAAUACCGUACGCCAGCACUUUCCAUGAAGUAUUCUCUAUAUACGUUGGGAUGAAUCCUGUAUUCAGGAGAGAGUUCUAAAAUAUCCUCUUCUGCAGACGAAAUCGGUGUAAUGUUGUCAUUUCAACUUCUGGCAGAAAAGAAACAACAACGAAGUGAUGACUGAGGUUUUAGAUGCCUCCUCAGCAUGUCAUGUUUCGAUUCUACUCUUCCUAAAUUUUCUCCUCCUUUGUCCUUUUCUCAAAAAACUAAACUUAGCGUUAGCUAUUUUGACGUCAAAGUAGUUUGAGAUAUCAAUAUUCCAGGCAAUGUAUGAAAUGAAUUUUUUUAUACGAUAUGAAUCUUUGCACGUAUGAUCACCGAGGCGAUUCACCUAUUUGAUAACACCCUCAGAAUUAUAUUCAACGAAUACUUCCCCGUGAUCAAGGUGUCUUCAAGGGACCCCCCCCUUAUAUGUCGCCACUAGUUAAACACCUGUGUACCAUCAGAAAUAGGAACGCCAAGAAAUGCUGCCCUACAAUCAAAGAUCAAUGAGCUAAUCCGCAACAACCAAGUGGAGGCUGUACGCAAUGGAAAUAACAAACAUGGAACUGGGACAAAGGGUUGGUGGAAUACUGUAAACAAAAUCAUUGGCAGAGAGUCUAAGGCAUUAAAACAUCAGCUCUGUUAUCAACCCUGAGGACAUAAACCUUUUCUUUCAAAUGAAAUAAUAUUAUAAGAUUAAGUGGCUGAAACUUUUAGGAAUUGCUUUCCAUGAAGAUCCUCGUAAUUGGACUUGUUUACUUUCUCGAGCUGCUUGUCGACUGUAUAUUCUUAAAGUAUGCAAGUAUUAUGGGUACACUAAAGAUCAGCUUAGUGAACUUUUCGACUCUUUGACAAUGUCAUUAUUUCUGUAUGGGGCUCUGCCUAUCAAAACAAACAUUUAGACCGGAUUGACGGCUUAUUCCGGCGAGACUAUCGUUUUGGCUAUACAAAUAACAAGAGAUCAUUUUGAUAUCUGAUGUAAUUAAGAAUACGUACGGAUAGUGAUUUUUUCAAGAGAAUCGCAAGUGACACUGGUUAUGUAUAGCAUGGCUACUUGCCUCCAAAUAAACGUAAUAGGGUUUUUAGAGAAAGGGGUCAUGACUUGAUGCUCCUUAGAGUAAAAACGGAACGAUGUAAAUAGGUGUCUUUUUAACGAUUUAUUUUUUAAUUUUCUAUGACAUUUGAUAGGUAUUUUAGCUUAGCUUAGUUAGUCAUUGAUUGUAAAGCCACACGUUUGUUGUGACCGGUUUCUUAAUAAAGACUUCUAUGUGUUUGGGAUGUCACCAAAAGGGGUAUAUAACCAAAGGUAAUUUUCCUUACGUGCUUGAUUCGUCUUGAAAUACACAUAUUUUGGAGACUUUUAACAUUUUGUUUCAGAGACCAACUGCCAUUGGUUCUCCCGUACCAAGUGACAUUAGGGAGUUUAAGAUACGGCGACUACGUACGGACUACGACUACGGUUAAACAUGCUACUGCGCAUGAUCAAAACCACGUGACUGUUCAUUUUAAGAUCACAGGCAAAACUGACUUGCAUUUUUGUAAACUGUGAUGAAAACAAGAAAAUCUUUGCGUGUUGUUUCCUUCUCCGCCUCUUCUCUCGUAGUCUACUGUCUGUAGUGCAAUCUUAACGUUCUAUAUUUGCACGACUCAACCCUGUUCUACAAACAAAGGACAACGCUCAUCCAGCCGUAGUUUGUAGUCUGUAGUCUCCCUAUCUUAAACUCCCUAAUGCUUCCGGGGUGUAGCCCUGGCAGCGUGCUAGCCGCUUCAUGAAGUGUGAUUAUUUUUUGUCCGCCGACCACGUAAAACAUCGUUUUGAUUCAAUUGACCUACUUCUGUAAUGGAUCUUUGCCCUACUUAGUAAACAUUAACUAAAAGUGGCUUUACAGCAAUCAUAUUUUGCACCCAGUUGCAUCAGGUGAAGUGAUGUGAGCUUAAUGUUCCCAGAUACUCUCCCGUAUUUUACUGCAGAGCACAGUUGAAUAAAACUAUUAACGUAAGAUUUAAACUGUGGGAGUAAACUGCAACUGUUCCCAAUAAUUUUUCUGACAACAGCCGAACUAAAGUUCAAAAAAAUUAAAAGAAUAGCAACGAAACUUUACUAAGUUGCGUUUACGUCACGAAGACCACCUGAAGCGCUUUUAUUGUUACUUAGAUUUAGAAUUAUGUUUAAUAACUCGUAUGGAGCGUUUUCACGCCGUGACCAGCAUCUAUGCAAAUUUACCGGAACAAAAGAAAGCCGGUUUGCACAAAAAAGAAGACUACUUUGGAACUCCAACAUGUCCGCCAUUUUAUUGUCGUGGAAGACCAAUAUGGCCACCGAGACGUCAUGUGAAAAUACUCUAUUGCUGGUUUUCAGUGUCACGCCAUUCAAAAUAGAUCAAAAUAAAAAUAAAAACCGUUCAAUAGAUAAAGUCCAGAAUCUGGGAAAUGAAAGGAGGUACAUAUACAAAGACCCUCGCCAAGAUUCAGGUCAGAGGAAUCUUUCGUAUACGAGAUAUCCGAAGAAAUGUUUUACCCAAAAAGAUUUGUAUGGAGACGCCAUGCUGGUGCUCACCUGGAUGAGCUCCAAUAUGGCGGACGGAAACCAGCAGAAACAUCUGUUACCGAGUUUUGCUACAAAAGCGUGAAUUUAUUCUUCGAGAAACUCAUAAACAUUAAAGAAAUACUUUUUAUAAUUUCCUGAGGUCAUUUUUUAACCUACAUGACACGCUCUCUUGGCGCGUCACGCAAAAGCUUAAAAAUUCAAGCGUAUUCUAUCACAAAACCAAGAACCCUUUUGAAGCGAAUGAAAAUUAGUUUCAGCUGCUCUAAUGCAUCGUAAAAGUAAAAUCUCGGUAGAAUCGAUAGUUUUUUAGUUUGAAUUUUAGUGACGUCAUGUGAAAACCAACAAUACUUUCAUCGAAGUCUUGUUUCUGCGAUCUUAACCACGCAGAAAAUUCGUGGUUUUUAAGCUCUUCUUAAACAGGGGCACCCAACGAGGAUAUAGUUCAAAACCACUUAACAUAGCAUUGUUGAACGUAGUUUAGUAUUCAAACAGUAGAUAUAGGCAUAUUUUUAUCCCCUAAAAUCUUUUCAUCUGUUCGGAUUUCCUAGCUGAAAGUCUAGUGAUCCGAAAAUUAUAGGGAUACAAACUUACCUUCCCAAAAACUUCAGACAGGAAAAGGCUUCCGAAAAUUCUAGGUGGCCUUUUUUAGGGUCAAAAUCCCUUAAAAAUGGGUCAUUAUACCAUUUUGUAGAUGUUCGAAAAUCCUAGGAGAGGCAGCCAAGCAAGAAAUUUUACAACAAAUGCUCCGAAAAUUCUAGAUCUCAAAUCGUCUUCCGAACAGAUAUUUUCCCGAAAAUUGCCGUUGGGUGCCCCUGCUUAAAUGACAACGAAUUACGAAAGUUCCAAUAACUGACGGCUCCUGUAUUGUUUAAUUUUCAAAAUGUUAUCAUUUGUCCGUACGAAAAAAGAAGGUUCAUAGAAUUUGUUUCCUGUGUUUUUAUAUUAUAAUGGUGCACAUGUUUAUUUAAAACAGCUUAAUGUUACUUGCUCUAGAAAACACCUCUGUACACCUCUCUGCAAUUGGAGUAACUCUCUUAGGUUUAAUUCCUUUUCACUAGAGAAAGUACAUCUGACGAACGGCCUAACGAAACUGCGUGCCGAUAGACGUUGCAACAGCCAACGCAUUGAGCAUUGUAUUUCAGAACGUUCGAUUACGACACCUUUUAAUUAUUUGAUUUAAGAUAUGCAGGGUACCGGUAAACGAUCAGGGGAAAAGAGGCAAUCGAAAACCUCCAGGUGGUUGAUUAUAGAGUAUUUUUAACAUAUCAAUAAACAUCUAAAGACUAACAAUAAGUAUAGGAUGUUACUGAUUUUAGUUUACGUCGCAACCACUUGGGCCAAAGUCACGCAACAAUCUCAGACCCCCUGAUGCAGGUGCUUUGAUCUUAAAAGAUACAACGUAUAAAGUACGGUGUCGGGGUGUUACUUUGGCUCCCAUCUUCCGGUUGGAAACUCGUUAAAGAAAGCCGAAAAUGAAAGCCUCUGUAUCGCAAUGGACAGCUAUUUGCAUAAACCUGGGAGCACUGCGUUGACAAGGAAGUACGCGUUGACUAAUGAUGACCUCAGUCAACACUGGCUUUGCUGAAUAAUUCAGGUCCAGUGUAUAUUAAACAUUUACUACAUUCAUCCUUGCAGACAUCUUUCUUAUUAUAAUGGCGGACAGUCUGAGCUCUCGCAGUUCCUUCCUUAUCACCGUGGAAGUAACCUCACUCGUAAUUUUGAACGUUCUGUCCUUAGCAGGAAAUAUCUUGGUUUGUAUGUCCGUUUACAAGAACGUACGAUUACGCACAACAACCAAUCUGUAUAUCAUCGCCUUGGCUGCAAGUGAUCUCCUCUCUGCUGUCUUUGUAAUGCCUAUUGGUAUUGGCGUGCUUAUUACUGGCGAAUGGAUCUUCGGCGAAGCAAUCUGUCAACUUCACGCCUUCUUCAGUCUGUUUGUCAUCUACAUUUCUCCGGUGACUAUGGGUUUAACAGCAGUUAACAGGUACGUCAGGAUAUGCAGGUCAACCCAGCAAUACGACAGACUUUUUUCAGCAAGAAAGUCACGUUUGUUGUUGGCUAUCGUUUGGUUUUCUGUUGCUUGCUACACAGUAGUCCCUCGCCUGGCUGAUCUUCAAGCGUAUGAAUUUGUACCAGGGUACGCUCAGUGCUCCAUUGCUCAUCUCAGCGAGAUAGGAAAAAUGAUCCAUUACAGCAUUGUCCUCAUUUGCUUUUUUUUAACCCCGCUCAUAGCUACUCUUUUGAGCUACAAAAGGGUCGCGGAAGUGAUCCGUCAACACAACAUCAACGCAUCAUCGUCCAUUAGCUCACAUGAGAUUAAGAUCAGCAAAUCUCUCUUUGCAGUGGUGUUUGCAUUCAUGAUAUGCUGGAUCCCUUUUUGGAUUAUCGUUGUCUUACGGCGCUUCAAGCUCGUUGCGACGAUGCCGCGAAGUGUUGAACUUUUCUGCAUGUUUCUCCUCUACCUGUCCAACACAAUAAAUCCCUUUAUUUACGCCGGAAUGAAUCCUGUAUUCAAAAGAGAAUUUCGAAAUCUCCUCUGCUGCGGGCGAAAUCGCCGUGAAUUUGCCAUUUCAUUUUCCAGUAGAAAAGAGAUGUCAACUGAUGAGGUUUAG
Molecule: messenger RNA, 8581 nt
Organism: Porites lobata
Lineage: Eukaryota; Metazoa; Cnidaria; Anthozoa; Scleractinia; Poritidae
Source: the annotation of a GenBank genome assembly